Cyphellophora europaea CBS 101466 is the source of this 216-nucleotide messenger RNA. RefSeq lists its product as uncharacterized. Lineage: Eukaryota; Fungi; Ascomycota; Eurotiomycetes; Chaetothyriales; Cyphellophoraceae. The record is from RefSeq and is a predicted model, not a curated record. Bases 1 to 216 code for a protein of 71 amino acids. The transcript has a single exon.
AUGACGCACCACGCCUCGCUAUGGCUGCGCCUCGUCCCCGCGAUCGCUCUCAGCGGCGCGACCUACCACUUCAACGCCUUCUGGUACAGCCAAAAUCCCGUGCCGAUGGCCAAGCAGUGGAACGAGGCCGUCGAGGCCAGCAACCAGCUGCGCACCUGGCUGCUCGUGCUGGCGGGCGCGUGGUGGGUCGUUGCUGUGCUGGCUUUAUUUGGGUGA